Molecule: messenger RNA, 938 nt
Organism: Ruditapes philippinarum (Manila clam)
Lineage: Eukaryota; Metazoa; Mollusca; Bivalvia; Venerida; Veneridae
Product: carboxypeptidase inhibitor SmCI-like
Exons: 2
Coding region: 5-880 (291 amino acids)
Biological process (GO): negative regulation of peptidase activity
Cellular component (GO): extracellular region
Molecular function (GO): serine-type endopeptidase inhibitor activity
Source: RefSeq, a predicted model, not a curated record
GAAAAUGGGCAGAUUACAUUUCAAUCUUGCUGCACUUUGUUGUGUACAACUUAUGUCAAGUAUUACAGCUCAGCAAGUGAACAACAUCAGAGAUGGACCAGGCCAAAACCAGAGACAAGCACCUGAAUGUACACUCACGAAAGAAGUUGGAAAUUGCAACGACCAAGUCAAGAAAUUCUACUUUGAUAUCACAACUGGCACUUGCCGAGAAUUCAUUUACUCUGGAUGUGGUGGCAACCUUAAUAACUUUCUAAAUAUAGAACGCUGUAAUAGCAGGUGCGUGUGCUGGAAUAAAAAAUCCGCCGGUAGGGGGACGGGAAGAGAAACGAGAUAUUUUUACAACAAAGAAACGGAAAGAUGCGAAUCCUUUUUCUACAAAGGUGCGGGCGGAAAUAUCAACCGUUUCCGCACAUUACAGGAAUGCCAAGGAAUGUGUGAACGUGCAACCUUGAGAUAUAUAUGCAGCAGACGACCCGAGUUUGGCACCGACUGCAAUAACAACUCGACAAUCCAGUUUUAUUACGACAAGCGAAGUGACACUUGCCGAAAAUUUACUUACCUUGGAUGUGGUGGUAAUAGAAAUAGGUUUCCUUCGAAUAAAGUAUGCAAACAGGUCUGUUACUUUUACGAUGGUCCAAGACCAACAGUUCCGCCACAGCCAACACGCUCAACAAUAACAACAACAACACAGCCACGCCCACAACCUCCAAGGGUUUGUCUUAGUAGUCCUGAUGCAGGUUUCUGCAUUUUUAGUUUUGACCGAUACUAUUACGACACAAUUACAAGAACAUGCAAAAGAUUUGCUUAUUCCGGAUGUGGAGGCAAUGCCAAUAGAUUCCUCUCUAAGAGGUUAUGCGAGAGAACGUGCGUUUACUUGUAAUCAGGGGAGUAACUCUUAGCAACUUGCGCAAUCUUGUAAACAAGGGAAUGCACUCUUA